This is a messenger RNA of Dovyalis caffra, 954 nucleotides long. NCBI's taxonomy places the organism in Eukaryota, Viridiplantae, Streptophyta, Magnoliopsida, Malpighiales, Salicaceae. The record is from the annotation of a GenBank genome assembly.
AUGGAUCGAUUAACGAAAGGACCAUCUGGGUUCUCUUCAUCUUCCACAGCUGAGGAAGUCACUCAUGGGAUUGAUGCCUCUGGCCUCACUGCCAUUGUCACAGGAGCAUCUAGCGGUAUUGGAACUGAGACUGCACGAGUUCUUGCAUUGCGUGGUGUCCGUGUUAUUAUGGGGGUAAGGAAUAUGGCUGCUGGGAGAGAUGUCAAAGAAGCAAUAGUUAGGGAAAUACCCUCAGCCAAAGUUGAUGCCAUGGAAUUGGACCUCAGUUCACUGACAUCCGUGAGGAAAUUUGCAUCAGAUUUCAAUUCCUCGGGUCGUCCAUUGAACCUCUUAAUUAACAAUGCAGGAAUUAUGGCGACACCAUUCAUGCUCUCCAAAGACAACAUAGAACUACAGUUUGCAACAAAUUACCUUGGACAUUUUCUUUUGACAAAUCUUUUGUUGGAUACCAUGAAGAAAUCGGCAAGAAAAAGUAGCAGAGAAGGAAGAAUUGUAAAUGUCUCCUCAGAGCUUCACCGUUACCCAUAUCCCGAAGGAAUUCGUUUUGAUAAAAUCAAUGAUCAGUCAGGGUAUAAAAAGUUCCAGGCAUAUGGCCAAUCAAAGCUUGCUAAUGUGCUGCAUGCUAAUGAGCUCACAAGACGAUUCAAGGAAGAUGGAGUAAACAUAACUGCAAAUUCACUGCAUCCUGGAGCAGUCGCCACCAAUCUUUUCCGUUCUAUGAGUCUUGCCGAUGGCAAUCCCUUAAAAGGCUUUCUUGAAUCGCUUGCCAGUCUUGUGCUUAAAAAUGUUCAGCAGGGUGCUGCAACAACAUGCUAUGUAGCUUUGAAUCCACAAGUAAAGGGCGUAAGUGGUGAAUAUUUUGCGGAUUGUAAUGUGGCCAAAGCAUCCUCAAAGGCUAAAGAUGCAGAGUUAGCAAAGAAACUCUGGGAUUUCAGCAUGAAUUGGAUCAAAUAA